Molecule: messenger RNA, 1068 nt
Organism: Penicillium maclennaniae
Lineage: Eukaryota; Fungi; Ascomycota; Eurotiomycetes; Eurotiales; Aspergillaceae
Exons: 1
Coding region: 1-1068 (355 amino acids)
Source: RefSeq, a predicted model, not a curated record
AUGACCGAAUUUCGCAUGCCCAUCCAUCAGGGCCCUCCCUCUCGCAAGCCCAUCUCCGGCUCUACCCAGCCUACCUAUGGAUACCAGUCCUUUGAUGCUCCUCGAUCCCUAGCGCCACACUCUGCCAGUGCGCAAACCACCCACAGCCGGACUCGCACUACCUCCUCCAACGUUCUUCCCUAUGGUGCCUCGCAGCACUACCAAGGGGCCCCACCGUCCGCUAUCUCUCCACACUCCAUGGGUCCUCCGGCGAACUUCCAGACUUCCCGUCGCAUGUCCAGCACCACCACAUCCACCAACUCUACCGGCACCAAUAUGAUGCCGCACACCGAGACCGAUAUUCGACGAAGCGCAUCCAACCGCUCCGCCAGCUCGCAACUUGGGUAUGUAGCUCUUAUGCGACGACAAAAGGCUACAGUAUGGUGCGAUCGUGCCCAGCCCGAGGAUGCUCGAAUGCGCGAGCAGGCCUUGCGCGAUAAGAAGCGGGCGUACCUGGAAGUCCACGGCGCAGGCGCCCGACGUUCAGGCGGUAGUGGCAAGAUUCGUCACACUAAGGGUGCUAUGGAGUUCUCUCCUUCAAACUUGGUGGGCGCCAAGGUACCCGUUCGACUCAGUGCCAACGAAAUCGGCGAGGACGAGGAGGACGCCCGUAGUACCGAAGGCGCCGCCAUGCACAGGCGCACCGGGAGUGGCCGCAGCUCGAUUGCUAGCUCCCGCUACCCCAGUGGAUACCAGCGAACUCAGGGUACUAUGGGCAGCAACAGCACUCCACCCAAUGAGAAGACCGACCUACCGAAUGUGUCUGAAAAUACCCCCGCGGAGAUCCAAGAAGAGGAGAAGAGCCGAGUAUCAUCCAUUGUCAAGGACGAUGCCGCUACAACCCACACCACGAACAGUAGUGAGAUAGAGGACUGGGUUCCUGACAUGCAGGCCCCCAACGCCGCAGACCAAGCAGCCCAGAAGGCCAAGAAGGCCGAUGAGCUACGGCGACGGGGCAGCGUGGAUGAACGAACGACCUCGAUGACCAACGUGCGGCUAUUCGUUGCUAACCCGGAUCUCAGUGAUUGA